AUGGCGCAGGGACUGAGUUCUUGGGUGGACCCGACGGCGUACCUGGGAAGCUAUAGAAACCCAUCACAGAACCAAGAUAAUGCACAGCAGCAGCCACCGAGAGAGCCCGGUGCUCGGCGGGCAAAAAUUGUUGGCGCAUUUCGGGCUGCGAACGAAGCUCGGCAAAAUUAUAUUGCAAGUUACUAUAGAGGCCGAGAAGACAUAGACCAGCCGAUUACAAGCUCCUCGGGGCGAACAGCGAGCGGUUCGCAGUCGGGAGAAUGGACAGAUAGAGAUCUCCGGCCUAGUGGGACGGAGGAAAUGAUUCUAUUCCCAAGCUAUGCGAGGAAAACUAUGCAGGAAGAAAAGAGGAGAAGGAGGUCUACAUCAAGAAAUCGGCAUGAACGUCAAUUUUCCGAUGAACCGACACAGUUUCAUGAUCGGCCUAACCCACCGGAAAGUACAACAGUCGCCGAGAUUGAUGUUAGAGGUUGGAUAUUUGAGCCACCGUCAAAUGUCCUUACUAGAAAGAAUCGAUUUCUAAUGGGAGUUGCGAGACAGUUGUGUGGUUUACCUGCACAGGGCAGAGGUGUGACAGAGGAGGACAGAAAAGCAGACAUGGAAGCCGCUUCAAGACUCCAAUCGGGGCAUCUCGACACUGAUGGUCUGAGCGAUGACGAAAUGGGCCCUUCCACACUCCCAUCGGGAAUGACGUCUACAAGAUCUCUCUCCCCAGCACGCUCACCAAGACCAAGCUCGGCAAACCUCUCGGAACUAGGUAAAUCGGAAUCCGAACCCGCGUCAGGACUAGUCAAGAAGCUGUCAUGGCGCGCGGCGGCGUAUGCUUCGAGUUACAUGCAACCCAAGAAUCCUACAGGGAGUGCCCCGACAGGUCUUACAUCAAAAGAGCUUGAUACAGCGCAUGAGUUCUUGAAGCAUCGGAUGUUCCAUGUUAUGGCGAGAGCUUCCCCCAAUGUGCCUGUCACAAUAUUCUUUUACAAUGACAAUAAAUCGGAAUCCCAUACGAUUACCACGGACGCAUACGGCCAGUUUGCUUUACGUGCAGAAUUAGGAUUCAUCCCAACAGAGCUUCGAGUAUUAGCAUCAGAGAGGCUCAGUGUGACUGAACAGGUUCAGGUUCUCGAGUCACAUGGAAUCAGCUUGAUAUCCGAUAUUGACGAUACAAUAAAGAAUUCCGCAGUCACUGCAGGGGUGCGGGAAAUGGCACGGAACGUCUUCGUCAGGGACUAUCACUCACUCACAAUACCAGGAAUCACAGAAUUGUACAAUACACUGGCGUUUCUGGAUGUCCCUAUACAUUACGUCUCGAACAGCCCGUGGCAAUUAUACCCACUGGUUAGAGAGUACUUCAAGGCUGCGAACCUUCCGAGUGGUUCCUUUCAUUUGAAGCAGUAUCAGUCCGUGUUUCAGGGCAUAUUUGAACCAGUCCAAGAUCGUAAAAAAGGUAGUCUCGAGCGUAUAUUGCGAGACUUUCCUAAUAGAAGGUUCAUCAUGGUGGGAGAUUCCGGAGAAGCUGAUUUGGAGGUUUAUGUUGCUGUGGCGCUUGCAAACCCUGGGCGGAUUAGGGCAAUUUUUAUACGAGAUGUCACAACUAAGGAGGAUAUCGGUUUCUUUGAGAGCAAUAAUCUUAGCACGACAACUUUACGGCCUCAACAUACUGGAGGGUCUCCUAGCCGGCCAGCUGUACCACCCCGGCGUACUGUGACACCUUCCGAGCAUAAACCACCGCCGAAUAGGAAGCCGCAACAGGAUGAGAACUUACUUGACUUCUCAAGUUCGGAUGACGACGAGGGACCAACUAUUUUGAAGCCAAUGGAAGGGCAUACGUUGUACCCGACCUCGUCUACUGCGUCAUUUGCGACGGCGCCUACGGCACCAUCUACGACCACGACAGUCAUCCCUAAGAAGGCGCCACCGCCAUUACCAAAGAAACCAACGGACCUUAAAGGCAAGAAACUGCCUGCGACAAACCACUAUGGCAGGUCGCCCCCUCGUUCAAUGCCAAUCGACAUCUAUCGGUCCUCCAGCGACGACCUCAUCGACCUUUCGGAUCCUACGGAAAAUAUGACUUUAGAACAGAAGCCGAAGUCAGGUUCUCCUCACUCCCCACCGCAUAAGUCGCCCAGUCCGCCAAAGAUCUGGAAGGCAGAGUCCUCGGCGAUAUUUGACACACCAAGAAAUCCAAAAAUCAUACGAGAUGGGUUUUCAAAUGUUCGUCCGGGCGCUGGGGGCGCCUCUUUCUCUUCUCCCAACCUACCAACUCGUCCAAGGAGCACAUCUGGUGCUAUGGAUCCUCCUAGGUUUACUCUACGCGCGCCUACGGACUCUGAUAAAUCCACUACGACAAUAAGCCGAACGAACUCCAUUGCUAGUUCUUCGAAUAAUCAACAUACAAUCCAGCCCAUUGGUAACAGCGGUAAUGUAUUGUAUGCCAACCCGAGCGGAGCGACGAGCACAGAAACGUGGGACCCGGCUAGCGGCAUCGACAAAAAAGAGUGGUUAUGGCGGCAAAGAUGGGAUAAAGCAACUAAAGCUCUGGAUGAACAAGGACAGGGAGUUCUGCUGGUAAGCUGGAGGAAGGGAGGGGAUAUAUUGGAAACAGCAGUAAAUGUUGUGGAAAACGCAAAAAAGGAGAUGGAUCAUAGGUAUCGUUGA
This is a messenger RNA of Orbilia oligospora ATCC 24927, 2655 nucleotides long. RefSeq lists its product as uncharacterized. Bases 1 to 2655 code for a protein of 884 amino acids. The transcript has a single exon. Gene Ontology annotation, molecular function: phosphatidate phosphatase activity. NCBI's taxonomy places the organism in Eukaryota, Fungi, Ascomycota, Orbiliomycetes, Orbiliales, Orbiliaceae. The record is from RefSeq and is a predicted model, not a curated record. Gene Ontology annotation, cellular component: actin cortical patch.